ACUUGGAAAACCUUAAUUUUACAGGAUUUGAUUCACGCCAUUUUCAAGCUUGUAUGGAACAGAAAAUCUAUAGAGCGUGAGAGAAAUGAAGGCACUGACAAUCUAGAUAGCGAGGUUGGAGCUGGAACCUCAAAAAAGAAUCGGUCAACUACAGCUAAUGCGAAUGCUCUAAAGAUGAGCUCUGAGCUUCUUCGGCUCUUCGUUGCAGAAGCCGUGCAGCGUGCUGCUACAAUUUCUGAUGCUGAAGGUGCUAGUAAAAUAGAAGCAACUCACUUGGAGAGGAUACUCCCACAACUACUUCUGGAUUUUUGAGGUACUUCGGAAUUCUUUCUCUCACAUCCCCCUCUGAACAGUAAAAUCCUUGUCUAGAUGGUAUGCGAUGCUUAUUACUGCCUUGAUAUCUCCCCCAUAUAGUUUUCAAACUCAAGUUUCUUGUGCAAUGUUCUCACCCAAGGGGAAAAAAUUAUGAAGGACUUGCUAUAAAAUGUAAGAACAUAUAUAUAACCAGCGAGUACUAACGACUUCGUGAUUUAAUUUACCAUGAAAAAGAUCAUAAUAUCUUCUGCAAUUACA
This is a messenger RNA of Papaver somniferum (opium poppy), 573 nucleotides long. RefSeq names its product protein MHF2 homolog. The transcript is spliced from 5 exons. Lineage: Eukaryota; Viridiplantae; Streptophyta; Magnoliopsida; Ranunculales; Papaveraceae. Gene Ontology annotation, cellular component: FANCM-MHF complex; Fanconi anaemia nuclear complex. The annotation marks the transcript as partial. Gene Ontology annotation, biological process: replication fork processing; kinetochore assembly; DNA repair. The record is from RefSeq and is a predicted model, not a curated record.